Molecule: messenger RNA, 3258 nt
Organism: Trichoderma gamsii
Lineage: Eukaryota; Fungi; Ascomycota; Sordariomycetes; Hypocreales; Hypocreaceae
Exons: 4
Coding region: 1-3258 (1085 amino acids)
Biological process (GO): telomere maintenance via telomere lengthening
Molecular function (GO): protein homodimerization activity; double-stranded telomeric DNA binding
Source: RefSeq, a predicted model, not a curated record
AUGGCUGAGCCGGCGCAGCUGCAAGCAGCGCCUAGCGGCUCUCCAAGAGAGAUCAAGCAGGAACGCGAGCACGAACCGACAGGCCUCGAGGGCCUCGACUUUAGCAUUCUCGCCGAGCUCGCGUCAAAGCGCCCAUUCGAAGAUGUAACGCAGGGCAACCACGAGGAGCCUGAGCAAGAGGCCAAAAGGCCCAAAACAGAGAACCCUACCACAGAAGAAGAGUCUUCUCUUGAAGAUGGACUGGCGCUGCUGGUGCAGAAUGCGCUUUCCAAUGUUGGCGACCUGGUCAGCAGAUUCAACGUGGAGCCAGAAGAGGCGCAUGGCAGCGAUCCCAUGGACGUGGAUGACGCGCAUGGAACCGAUGCGCGACCGGCUCCCGUAUCGUUCUUGUCGGAGCCGGAGAAGUACGUGCGCAUUGCGAACACGCAUGCGCUGGGCAAUCUGGCGCUUUCAUUACUACUUAUAUUGCUACAGCAGCCCAUUGACGACAUGUCGAAGCUAGCGGGAGAUGCAGACUCGGGCUAUGGACGCUCGUACGGCCGGUUAAAACGAUCUUUCGAUGCGACGUGGCAGCUCUUCUCAGACGGCCAGGUGCUGUCGGCCGAUGAACUGGAAAUACAAGAGGCAGAAGCCCGCACCUUGUUGGAAUUGGCCAACAUUGCAAAGUUUGGGACGUGGUUGGUCGAGGGGGGACUGGAUUCGUUCGCUGCGGCCGUUACGCAUUUCAAUGCCGUGUUUCGAUGUCAUCUGUCGGAGCUAUCUCCCGGCCUCUCUCAGCUUUACCUCGGAAUCAAGACUCACAGGACAAUCGAAUCACUUUUAAUACCGGACGCAGAUAAAUCAUCAAUAGGAGAGACUAUACAGUCUAAGAUGAUGGAGGGCCUAGAAGAGCCGGCAGCGACAAACGGCGAGUCAAGUUCGUCUUCUCAGCAAGAACUAUUGGCCGCGGUCAAGUCACGGAGAGAUGUUCUUAUUGAGGAGACAAAGGAUAAAGAACCAGGCGCCCUGAAGGACAAGUUUCCCACCGGCGAUGUAUUAAAGAGCUUUUCGGCACAUGUUAAGACAACGCUCGCAUCUAUGACGGAGAUUGGAGAAAAGCUAGGCAUCUCGGCGCUGCUGAACGACGUUGCGAAUCAAGAAGCGAUACCGAGCAGCUCGGGCGACGGUGAACUGGAUCUGGACGACCUUUCGUCAUUCUUCGAGAAGACAACAUCUGGUCUGGUGCAGAAUGCGCUGGCUGGCCUGACGGAAGAGACACCUACACAAGAGCCUCUUACGACGACUGAGAACACCGAGACGCCAGUGGAGGCUAUCAAUGGCGAGCCGACUUCAGAAGCACCAUCAGCUGCGACAGCAACAACACCAGCACCACCAGCCGCUGCUCAACCUAGCGUUCCCAAGCUGGAUCUCAUCUCGGAUUAUAAGGAGCUGGAGGCACUGGUAGCGGAGAGCACGUCGAAUUAUGUCAAAACGACCCUCAACGGCCUGUCUGCUGUUCCCUACCAACCUACAGUACCCCAGAGCACAGCCGAAACCAUGGCAGCACAAUCACCUUAUCUGAGCCAUCUUCAUCAACACCAAUCCCAUCACCCUUACUAUACUUCAUAUUCGGCUCAACCACCCCCAGAGCAGCAGCCUCAACAACCUGCUGGGACCCCCGAUAACCUGCCGCCAAAUCAGACGUUUCCUAGCGCCAUUUUAUACGACAAAGCUCGCCAGGCAGCGUUAUCCAAGUCGUCGGCGCAUACGCGGAGAGAAGGACUUCACUCUACUCGACGACCUUGGACCCAGGAGGAGGAAAAGGCGCUUAUGGCCGGUCUCGAUAUGGUCAAGGGCCCUCAUUGGAGCCAGAUCCUCACCCUGUUUGGCCAGAGCGGAACUAUAUCCGAUAUUCUGAAAGACCGGACGCAAGUGCAGCUGAAAGACAAGGCACGAAACUUGAAGCUGUUCUUCCUAAAGACAAACUCUGAAAUGCCGUACUACUUGCAGGCUGUGACGGGAGAGCUCAAGACGCGUGCUCCCACCCAAGCUGCUAGGAAGGAGGCCGAGGAGAGGGCACGACUAAACUCUGAGGAAGAGCAGGCUAAGCUGCAGGGCAUCAUGGCGUUGGCCGGAGGACUGCAACACCCACCUCAACAACAGCAACACCAUCAACACCCGCAGCAUCAGCUUCAGCAACACCAGCAGCGACAGCUUCAACAACAUCAACCCCGACCACCAGCUACCGUAGCGGCUGCGGUAGGGCAGAGUGUAGUAACGCCCGCUCAGGCUGCCAGCGCGGCGCAAUCAGCGUCUUCAGCACAACAACAUGCCUCACACCUUCACCAAACGACACCCACGGCGACGAUGACAGCCACACCACAAGCCAGCAUAGCACCUACUAUGAACCGUGGCGGGAUGAUUCUACCCAACACGGCGCAAAUCAGACCCGACAACCACGCAGCAGCACAACAACACGCUGCUUCACAGCCAACGGCGAUAGCUCCUCAGCCUCCGCGACCGCAAACUCAGCUCCCUCCUCAGGUCCCCAGACCCCAGACCCAACCGCAAACAAUACAGCCUCAUCAUCUGCCGCAGACACCGACGCAGACACCGAUGCAGACGCCUACGCCAACGCCGCAGACGAUACAGCCUUCACCGCAACAGCAACAACAACAACAUCAUCAUCAUCAUCAUCAUCCCCAGACACAAGCUCAACCCCAAACACCUGCUCAACAACCGCUGGCUCAAGCCCAGCCGCACACGCAGACGCUUGCACAGUCUCAGCCGCAAUCGCAGCCACAACUGCAGCCUCAACCGCUCCAAUCUCCGCAACAGCCUCAACAACCCCAACAAUCUCAACAACAAUACCAUUCACAGCCGCAGUCUUCCCCCCCUACUCUACCGGCUCAUUCACCAGCACUCCCACAUCAACAACAACAAUCGACGCCAAGUCGGCCUGAGACGCCGAUUGCCAGUAUGCAGCUCUCAAACGGAAUGGGAUCCCAUCCUUCGCCUCCCCCACCAAUUGCUGCCACACCAACGCCGACUCAGCUCUCCCAGCACAUCCAGACCCCUCCUCCGCCUUUGCCCGCACCAGCUUUUUCACCUCAGCCGCAGCAGCCUUCGACGCCGGCGCAAACAGAGCUACACAAAUUUGUGUCAGCGCCGGAAGCGCCAAUGUCUGAGGCUGUAGCGGUUCAGAAUGAUGAGGCUGCUGCUGAAGCUGCUUUGAUAGAAGGAUUACAAGCUGCUGUCGCACAGGCGCUGGCUUCAUAA